GCCUAUGAGUUUAUCCGUGCCUUACCUAACCUAUUUUAGCUCAAGGUUGAUCCGUAGCGUUUAGGCAGGCAGUUUUUUCUUUUUCUCAUCCUGAAAAAUUCUCAUAAACAAAAACCAUGCAUUAUAAAAAGACUGGCGAGAAGAUGAUUCCAGCAUCCACCUGGAUAGGACAAAGAGACUUGACCGGGUACACCAUAGUGGUUACAGGAGCCAACUCAGGACUUGGGUUCAUCACAUCGUGCGUGUUUGCCUGCUUGGGAGCCAAUGUUCAUAUUGGAGUACGUACCAAGACUAAAGGAGAUGAGACAAUACAACAAAUCGUAGAAUACGUCAAUGAGCACGAACCUGGCCGGGCUUUGGAUGUUCAGAAACGACUUUUUGCUCAUUAUGUGGAGAUGUCUGACUUUGCAUCGGUUCGAGCGUUCUGCCAAAGUUUCCAACAGCCGAUCGAUAUAUUGGUCAACAAUGCCGGUUUACAAGCCAACGAGAAGAAAACGACAAAAGAUGGGUAUGAAAUGACAUGGCAAGUCAACUACCUCAGCUCGACGUUUCUUACUACCAAACUGCUGUUGCCUCUUCUACAGCAAGCAGGGAAGGAUCGGGGCAAGAGGGCCAAAGUGAUCAAUAUAACAUCGGGGAUGCACAAAAUGGUAAAAGACCUAGACCUCGAAGAUAUUAAUUUCGAUAAGAAAGAGUACGAUCAUACCGAAGCAUACACAAAAUCCAAAUUGGCGCAAAUUCUCAACGUUGAAUAUUAUACGCAAGUUGAAUUGCCACCUUCCGAAUCACCUACUUCUCCCCUGUUUUAUGGCAUUAUUCCCGGCCCUGUGAAGACAAACAUUUAUCGACAGGAGAACGGGUUUGAACAGCCACCAUGGGAUGGUUUUGCCGACCGGCCCUCUCCAGAUGAAGCGGCAUAUCCUAUUUUUGUUUGUGCUUUGGAGGAUUAUGCGGCACCAGGCUCUCUUCUUGCUGUUCCGGAUGGUAGAGAAGAUACUAAGAGCGAUCUAGCGCAAGAUAUGGAUCUUGCCAAAAGUCUAUGGAAUUAUUCCAUAGAUGCAACCGGAUAAAUGGAGAAGAUAGGUUGUACGCCCCCGCACACCUGGUUAUGUUUUGUAAUCUACCUAGUGAGCUUAGUUUCAAGGUUCAAAAAGUAAACAUGGAGGUGGCAAAAUUUCAUUCCUAUUAUUCCCCUUCAUAGCGAAGGAUCUUUUUGGGUUUGGCUGGUAUGAAAAAUCAAGUGAUGGCAGUGUUUUGCCCAGUGAAGAAAACAAUGUAACGCAUGUCUUUCAUGCAAAUGACGACGGAGCGAUGGAAAAUUUUCAAAGAUACGCGUA
Molecule: messenger RNA, 1337 nt
Organism: Umbelopsis ramanniana AG
Lineage: Eukaryota; Fungi; Mucoromycota; Umbelopsidomycetes; Umbelopsidales; Umbelopsidaceae
Exons: 4
Coding region: 117-1070 (317 amino acids)
Source: RefSeq, a predicted model, not a curated record